CCAACCUGAAUCUAGUAAUAAUGUUACAGGAAAUACACAGUUUACUUGUAUGAUAGAUGGAAAAACAAUGAAAAUAAUCAUGAAAAAUUUUAAAUAUUGGACCAAAGAAAUCGGCAAACAUUCCAAUAUUAUGAAUAAACAUAUUAAAGAGGUUAAAAAACUUCAUGAUAUGUUUCGUAAAUUUGUUAAAGAUUCAUUGGAUUUUAAUAAUCGUUUAAAAAAUUAUGCGGUUAAAGUUUCAUCUAUUAAAAAAUGUCUUAAUGGAAAUUGUUCUAAUGAAGGAAUUUUAGUAUUAUUGAAUGACCUUUUAAAAGAAUCAAAUGAUAAUUAUAUAUUAGCUAAAGAAUUAGAAAAAAGAUUAUUUGUUGAUGGAGGAGUUGGUUUUGAUGAAGAAGAUGGAAUUAUGAAAUUUUUUAAAAAAUUAGUAAAUAGUAUAUUUGGUUACGGAGAAUCGGAUGAUAAAAAAUGCGGCGGAAUCAUGAACGAAUUAAUUAAAAUCCAAAAUUCUUUGCCAGGAUAUAUUGAAGAUUUUGAAAACGAGAUUGCUUCAAAUGAGAAAGCAUUAAUAUCAUAUGAAGGUGAUACACGUUAUAUUAUUUAUUUUUUUGUGGUAUCAAAUUUAGCUCGACUUACUAAAAUGAAAGUAUUUGAAGAAGCUAAGAAGGAUGCAGAAAAAUGGUUAGACGAAGAAAAAAAAGUAAUUAAAAAUCAAUUGAGUGGUAAGAAGAAUGAAUUGAAAAUGAUAAAUCUCUUUAACGAUAAUUUAAGAACAAUUAUUUUGGGAAUUAGUGAUAUCAAAACUUUUUGGGGCGAGCAAAUCGAAAGUAUUAAAAAUAUUAUUACAAAUCUCAAAAAUUUCGAAAGUCAAAAAGAUCAAAACAUUCAACAAAGUUUAACUGUUCACAUUCUUAAGAAAAAUUGGGAAGAUAUAGAAAGAAAAUGCCAAAGUUAUAAUAAAGUGAUGAAUAAUGUAUUGUACAACGACUAUCUUGAUUGAGGCACAAAUUAUUUUCUUGAUAUUAAACAUGCAUAGUGCAAUAAAGCAUGAUGAUUCGUGUUUUAACUACAAAUUAACUAUAGUUAUGGGGUCAUAAAUUAUUUUGGGAUGUUCGAGAAAUUGUUUUUAAAAUUUAAAAAUUUAUGUAUUUUUUUUUUUU
Molecule: messenger RNA, 1157 nt
Organism: Rhizophagus irregularis DAOM 181602=DAOM 197198
Lineage: Eukaryota; Fungi; Glomeromycota; Glomeromycetes; Glomerales; Glomeraceae
Source: RefSeq, a predicted model, not a curated record